Cyphomyrmex costatus is the source of this 1408-nucleotide messenger RNA. Its product is annotated as clavesin-2. The coding region runs from base 106 to 1116 and encodes 336 amino acids. Gene Ontology annotation, cellular component: membrane. Gene Ontology annotation, molecular function: phosphatidylinositol bisphosphate binding. Lineage: Eukaryota; Metazoa; Arthropoda; Insecta; Hymenoptera; Formicidae. The transcript is spliced from 7 exons. The record is from RefSeq and is a predicted model, not a curated record.
AAAUCAUAGAUCCCUAUUGCUUUGGUUUUGCGCGAUUCUUCAAGAGGCAGAUUGAGUGUCUGUAAGUCUAAAUAAAUCACUUAACGUCUUUCGAACAAAAGCAAAAUGGGAGCAGUGGAAUGGGUAGCCGAUGAGGACAAUUAUGAGUGCCCUCUCUCGAUAGAAACGCAGAAGAUGGCGAAGGAGGAGCUUAGAGAGGACAAGAACACCAGAGAUCAGGCUCUCGAGCAGAUGCGCAAUUGGAUCAAAAUGAACCCGCGUAUUCAAAAUUGCCGUCUCGAUGCGCGAUUCUUACUAAGAUUCUUGCGAAGCAAAAAAUUCAAUGUCCCAAUGGCUGAGGAAGCCACUGAAAGAUACCUCCUGCUCCGUCAGGUGUAUCAACAAGCGUUCCAUAAAUUGGACAUCACACAACCGAACAUGGAGGAGUUACUAUCAUUGGGAUAUCUCUUCGUAGCACCUGGUCGUGAUGCAAAAGGUCGCCGUGUUAUAAUCGCUAGACCAGGCGUAUUUGAUCCUCACAAAUACACGAACGUGGAUAUGUGCAAGAUCCAUGCUAUCACUUACGAGACAUUAAUGGAAGAUGAGGAGAGUCAGGUGCGUGGCUACGUACAUUUCACCGAUGGUGCUGGUGUUAGUUUUCCUCAUUUGACGCUUUUUACUCCCAAAGAAGCAGUGCGCAUCGUAAAAAAUGGCGAGCGCACCGUACCAAUGAGACAUAAAGAAGUCUAUGGAAUCAACUCCCAUCCCUCAGUAAAAUUCGCCCUGGAUUUCGGGAUGUCAUUGAUUUCUGAAAAGAUUAGAAGUCGCGUGAAGAUUUACACGAGUCUCGAGGACGCUAUUAAUCGCAAGCUCGACGUCACAAUGCUGCCUAAGGAGUACGGUGGUACUAUCCCCAUGAAAGAGAUGAUCGAUCUAUGGCGGAAAGAAUUAUUGGAAAUGAAACCAACGUUACUGAACAACGAUAAGAUGAAUGUCUGUCUUGAGCUGUAUUCGGAGAAAGCGCGAGAAGGUGCGGUCUCGGCAUUGAAGCAAGGAUUCGGCUGUUCCAGUGUGGGAUCCAAUGAUACCACGAUGUGCGGCAUAAGCGGCUCCUUUAGAAAGCUCGAAGUCGAUUAAUAGUUUCGAUAUUCUUUACUUAUAAAUACGUUUUUAUCUAGAGAUAAACAGCACGGGAUCAUGAGAUACAGAUUCAUUUUGGACACCGCACAUAUUUUUAGAUUAGUCUUGGUAGCAGAGAACGUAAUUUUAUUUUUGUAUUAUGUAGAUAAUAAUACACAAUAUAAUAUAACUGAUGUGUGUUAUUUAGAAUCGCACUGUGAACAUAUAUCGGACACUGUACAUAAUUUUCAUUAAUGUUUCAUAAUUAAUAUGACAAAAAAAUGUGGUUCUAUUUAUUCGUCUUUUGUUG